Molecule: messenger RNA, 411 nt
Organism: Zea mays
Lineage: Eukaryota; Viridiplantae; Streptophyta; Magnoliopsida; Poales; Poaceae
Product: succinate dehydrogenase [ubiquinone] flavoprotein subunit 1, mitochondrial
Exons: 2
Coding region: 20-370 (116 amino acids)
Biological process (GO): mitochondrial electron transport, succinate to ubiquinone
Cellular component (GO): respiratory chain complex II (succinate dehydrogenase)
Molecular function (GO): flavin adenine dinucleotide binding; electron transfer activity; succinate dehydrogenase (quinone) activity
Source: RefSeq, a predicted model, not a curated record
UGUUGUUAUCCCUGGUCUAAUGGCUGCUGGUGAAGCAGCCUAUGCAUCUGUCCAUGGUGCAAAUAGGCUAGGCGCAAAUUCACUUCUUGACAUAGUUGUUUUUGGCAGAGCUUGUGCAAACAGGGUAGCAGAUAUUUCUAAACCAAGUGAGAAGCAGAAACCUCUGGAAAAAGAUGCUGGAGAGAAGACCAUAGCCUGGUUGGACAAGCUGAGGAAUGCGAAUGGGUCAUUGCCAACUUCCGAGAUCCGUCUCAACAUGCAACGUGUUAUGCAAAAUAAUGCUGUUGUGUUCCGUACACAAGAAACACUUGAAGAAGGUAUUGCUGGUGCUCUUUGUGUAGUUCCUUUUACUACUAUUAUGAGCACUUGAAGAGCCUUAUCUUGCGCUGGUUGUUCGAUUACGUGCAAGCC